This is a messenger RNA of Lachancea meyersii CBS 8951, 1206 nucleotides long. The record is from the annotation of a GenBank genome assembly. NCBI's taxonomy places the organism in Eukaryota, Fungi, Ascomycota, Saccharomycetes, Saccharomycetales, Saccharomycetaceae.
AUGGCUGAACUAACCCUUCAUCUCGCCAAUUUACCUCGAAGACCGACCAGCGAAGAUGCUUUCACCAGGACCCUUUUAAGUGCGAUAAAUUCGAACAAUCCCUAUGCUAAAGACAUUGAACUCCCACUACCUCGGCUUGACUUGAAAUUAUUACCUAAGGACAAUCGUAGAAUAACCUACGAGGAGAGGAACACAGCGGCUGUUUUGAAAUUUUACUCCAAGGUUAGAAAUGAAGUUUUGAACGACACUGAGAAGGAUAGUUUUAAUGUAAAGCUCAUGAUAAAGGCACUCAUUGAACAGCUUGAUGCUGUGUAUAGUCCCGACACUGCGCAUGAAUUCACCAUCGGCAAGUUGCGCCGACUUUGUCACCAUAUUCAGCAUGAUCCAGAUCUGAACUUAGCAUUAACGCCGCAAGAGGUGAAAGUCGUCAGAGGCAGACUUCGAAAGUUUGAAGCUAAAAUUUGCCUCAAGAGUACAAGACGAUUAUCACUUCUGGAUGAGCAUUUCCGAAUUGUGUCCUUGUCCAAAGCAACGUGCGAUAGAUACAGCUCAAGAGCAUUUGUAACCUUUGCGGAUCACAGAGCUGCAGAGGACUUUAUUAAUCGUUUCAAAGGCCAUCUAUCCGUACGUGGUCGUCGGGUCACAAUUUCCUUCGCAAGCCAUGAGUCGCUUGUUGGUGGAUACUUACAGAGCGGCAAGCGUGGAAUAGACAGCUUAAACCAACAGAGGGAACGGAAAGAUUCAGGUUUGAGCUCGAAAGUCGACGCUGAUAAGAAAUUGAAACGUCGUAUGAGAAGGAUACGACACAAGCUCGCACUCAAGGGUAUAGAGCCGUCUGCUAUUCAAGAGAUUGUCAACAAGACCAUUCAAGACCGCAUCGCAAUGGCCUCAACGACGAAACCUCAGAUUAAGACUGGGAGCAAAGCGCCUGAGCCGGCGGAUAAAAAGCGGAAGACCGUUGUCGAAGUUGCAGCCAAUCCACCUAACAACGUUCUUCUUGUACAACACCUGCCGUCCGAUGUACAGCAGGAAGAAAUCUCCGCUCUUUUCGCCCACGAUGGUUUCGUGGAGGUACGGUUGGUUGGUGUGAGAAACCUCGCCUUUGUUGAAUAUAAAAGCAUUUCCAAUGCCGCCAGCGCUAUAAGUAAGCUGGGAUCAUCUUAUGAAUGGAAAGGCUCUACAAUCUCCGUGGGAUUUGCAAAGUAG